GCCCCACUUGGCGGGCCGGCGGAGUUGCGGCCAGUCUUACUGUGAUCUGUGUUCUGUGUGCCUGCCAUGACGAUCUCCUACUCCGCCGAAGUCGCCAACAGUUCCAAAUUCGGCUGCUUCUGGAGGAUACUUUGCAAAUGGAGAGGAAGCGUGUACAAAUUAAUAUGGCGGGAUUUAGCUGUGUACCUGUUACUUUACUACGCUUUAAACGUCGUUUACCGAUUCGCGUUAAAUGACCAACAGAAAACGACGUUCGAGAAGGUGCGGAACUACUUCGCGCAGCAAAGCGAGAGCAUUCCGAUGUCGUUCGUGCUCGGCUUCUACGUGAGCAUGAUCGUGAAGCGCUGGUGGGAGCAGUACCGCCUCCUGCCAUGGCCAGACUCCCUGGCGCUCUUCGUCAGCGCCGCCAUCCCCGGCGUCGACGAGCGAGGCCGGCUGAUGCGCAGGAAUAUCGUGCGGUACGCCGUGCUGUCGUACGUCAUCACUCUACAGAGGGUCAGCUUCCGCGUCAAGAAGCGAUUCCCCACCUGGCAGCACAUGGUCGACGCUGGCCUGAUGAUGGACAGCGAGAAGAAGAUCUUCGAGAUGAUGGACGAGAAGUCGGACAUGUCCAAGUACUGGAUGCCGCUCAUCUGGGCGACCAAUAUCAUCAACCGGGCGCGGCGCGAGGCGCUCGUCACCAGCGACCACGUCGUCCAGUCCAUGCUGGUCGAGCUCUCCGACAUCCGGCGCCGGCUCGGCUCGCUAAUCGGAUACGACACCGUCUGCGUGCCGCUCGUCUACACGCAGGUGGUGACAUUGUCGGUGUACACGUACUUCAUGUCAGCGCUGAUGGGGCGGCAGUUCGUGGGCACUGAGGAAUCGGCGAGCGGGCUCGACAUGUACGUCCCUUUCUUCACUGUGCUCCAGUUCUGCUUCUACAUCGGAUGGCUGAAGGUCGCGGAGGUGCUCAUCAAUCCGUUCGGUGAGGACGAUGACGACAUCGAGCUUAAUUGGCUCAUCGACAGGCACAUCAAGGCGGCCUACAUGAUCGUCGACGAGAUGCACGAGGAGCACCCCGAGCUGCUCAAGGACCAGUACUGGGAGGAGGUGGUGCCCACGGAGCUGCCCUACACGCUCGCCUCGGGACACUUCCGCCGCUCGGAGCCCAAGGGCUCGGCCGAGACGUUCGUCGUCAAGGAAGCCGACUCCAUGUACGCCAACGUGCCGCGCUCCAAAGUGCCCGUCGAAGACUACGCGGAUUACGAGAGCGUGGACACGCCGCUGGUGGAGCGGCGUGGCAACUGGUUCCGGCGGCAGCUGCAGCGCAUGGGCUCGGGCCGGUCGUCGGGCACGACGUACGCGACGGCGCCGUUCGGGCGCACGCGCCACAACUCCGUCUACUCCAGCCCCGAGUGCGGCGGCAUCGGCGUCGGCGUGGUCAACGGCGGGGGCGGCCAGCCGGCCAACGGCGCGCACCACCCGCACAAGAUGUCGCUCUACGACCGCCUCGUCGGCCGAAAGUCGGGCCGCCGCGUCAGCAGGUCAGGCACCGGUAAGAUGAAUGGAGCAGCCGUGCCAGUGACACUGAAGAACCGGCCACGCAUUCCGACGCCAGAUGUGACAAAGGAGGUGGUGGACCGCGAGCACCGGCUGGCCAGCCUCGGAGGCGGUGGCGCUGGAGGCAGCGGGGGUGGCGGGGGCCCGGGUCAGGCACUGCAGUCUGGCUACCAGUCAGAGCUGCCCGUGCUCCAGGUGGUACUGUCACCUAUCAAGGAGCUGGGUGGAGAGGGUGGGGUGGUGGGCACACCUAGUUCAGUGCCACCAUCAGCACUGCCCUCAUCUGUAACAGCGAGCGGAGCUGGGGGUUCAUCUACAUCCACAGCAGCGCUGGCGCAGGCUGUGCUCUCCCCUGCACUCACAUCGGCUGGACUCAGCCCUGUGCCUGUCCCGGUAUCUGUACCAGUUGCUGCUGCUGCGGCUGCUGCUGUCAACGGGCGCAAGGUGUUGACUACAAUGACAAUAACACCAGUGACGAUGAGUGGAGCACCACCUUCACCAGCACUGGCAUUACAACCCAUUACACUGACGGAUGUAACAUCAGGGUCAGAGGAUGACAGUGGGGUUGCUAGUGAUCGCAGCAGGAAAACAAGUGUUGCUUCUCAAUCACAGACUAAGCGUGGUGAAGUGUAUGUUUAGCAGCUGAUGUCGCCACCUAUCCAUCACUCGGCUUCCUCCACACUCGAGCAGAGGAAGACACGAUUUGUGACAAAGCAGUAACACUGCUAAGUGAUGCAUGUGCUUCCAUUUUAUUUUUUCAAAGACUGAAGUUAUGUGGUUGCACAAGAUUAAUUACAUAUAAUAUUGACAGUCAGGAGAAACCAAUAAAUGUGUUUGUGAGUGAGUUGUCAAUUUUGUUCAGCUUCUAUGAAAUGGACUAAAAUAUAUUGGGAGUAGUAUCUCCUGAGGACACAAUGAACAUUAGUAUUUUUGACACUGUGCCUUUUGUAGUUUUAUGUAUAUUUACAGUUGUUUUAUGGCAAAGAUACGAAUUGUACUUAGAGGUUUAGACUGGGAAAAUCUGCAGGUGAACAUAUCAUAAAGUCUAGCAUUGAUUACACAUACUUGUUGAUAUCCAAAGUUAGAAUAAAGCUAGUAUUGUUUUGUUUUUGGAUACAAACACAAUGGUACACAUACAUUGUGGAAGAUCUGUGAUAAUGCAGUAACAAAUAGUCUUCAGUAAGUGCCUGUAAGUGUAAAAAGAGUGUUUGUAGUAAUUGUUUGAAUUUGUGAAAAUAUUGUAUAUUUAUCUGAUUUUUUUUGUUUCCAGAGCAGGUACAUUCAGUGUUGCCAAGUGUUAAAAUAAAACUACAUAAUGUAUAGACCUAUUUAUCAGCUAAAUGCAGUACAAUGGUUAAAAGAUUGCAGACACAUAGGACACAGAUCUAACAUCAUGCAGUCAUUCACAGGACUAAAGUGCUAUCUGUCAUGCAGCCACUGACAUUUGGAACAGUAUAAUUCCAGCUUGUGUUACUGUAAUUGGAGGUGAGACUCAAAAGAAGCUGCAACAGCACAAAAUAGGACAUGGCUUUGAAUGGCAAGAAACAUUAUGUGAUGAUAUGCUGGUUUCAGCUUAUUGCUAACCUUCUAUUUCCUCACAUAAGUGCAGAACAAGACUUUCCUAUUCAUGCCUAUAAAACUACAGCCACUAAAAAUAUCAGUAUGGCAACAAAACCUAAUGAAGCAGCAAAUGUAAUGGAAUUUUGUGAAGGAGUGUUACAUUAUUUUGUGAUGAGUAUUACUGAGAGGUAAUGUGAUAAUGGUUGUCUGUGGCAAGCAAUGUUCUUGUUUGAUUUUAUCUGGAUGCACAGAAACCCAAAAAAACAGUACAAUACAGUAAAAUUUUUAUGGUGAUUUUCAAAUGUUUUCUAAUGAAGCUGUAUUGUCCAGCAGAAAUGGGGAAAAUACUGUAAUGUCUUGAUGUUUUUCAUAUCCCUUGGGUCCAGUUCUUGCUCAAAUGGAAAAUGUUAAUGACAAAAUAUGUGAGUAAUUGGCUUUAUUGAAAGGAUGCUCUGCAUGCAUGACCAUGCAAAGCAUUUACAACAGAUGCUAUAAUCCCAUCAGGACCAGAAAUAAAAUUUUUAUAAAUUGUAUUUUUCUCUAAAAUAUGUAAUUUGAAAUAAAAGUGAAUUUGGGAAAGUA
Messenger RNA from Schistocerca piceifrons (Central American locust), 3681 nucleotides. RefSeq names its product bestrophin-4 (gene Best2). Bases 67 to 2178 code for a protein of 703 amino acids. NCBI's taxonomy places the organism in Eukaryota, Metazoa, Arthropoda, Insecta, Orthoptera, Acrididae. The transcript has 12 exons. The record is from RefSeq and is a predicted model, not a curated record. Gene Ontology annotation, molecular function: chloride channel activity.